AUGGACCCAUUUGAAACCAACGUUCAGUCAUCUCCAGUAAAAGUUUUGCAAUUAGCCAACGAUAUAUUUUUUGUAAAUGGGAGGAAACCAGCGAGAAAAUUAUUAAUCCUUGCACAUGAAGGAAAUUCAUCAGAUUUAGUUGCUGAAACUAUCGAAACGAGGUUUUCUUUAUGA
Messenger RNA from Dracunculus medinensis (Guinea worm), 174 nucleotides. The record is from the annotation of a GenBank genome assembly. Lineage: Eukaryota; Metazoa; Nematoda; Chromadorea; Rhabditida; Dracunculidae.